GUGCGCUGUGGUGAGCUCAAGCAGGAGUUACCCCAACACAAUGGACGAAGAUUUGCCGUCAAUGAUUCAAUACAAGCUGAUCUAUUUUGAUGGACGUGGUACCGCUGAAAUCGCUCGGCAGCUAUUCGUGGUGGCUGCACAGCCAUACGAGGAUGAGCGAAUCAACAAGGCUGAUUGGCAAAAACUCAAACCAGAAAUGCCAUUUGAACAGCUACCUGUGUUGGAAGUUAGUGGACAACAGCUUGCACAGUCUUACGCUAUCUGUCGCUAUUUAGCCAGACAAUUCGGUUAUGCAGGAAAAACGCCAUUUGAGGAAGCAGUGGUGGACUCAAUUGCAGAUCAGAUGAAAGAUUAUAUGGUGGAAAUUAAACCGUUUUUAAAAGUGGUUUGGGGCUUUGAAGAAGGAGAUUUGGAAGCACUGAAGAAGGAUGUCUUUCUGCCUGCUAGAGGAAAACUAUUCUUGUUUAUCAGCAAGUUCUUGAAGGGAAAUCCGUCAGGUUUCCUUGUCGGCGAUUCACUCACAUGGGCAGAUCUUUAUUUAGCCGAACACGUUGCGGUUUUCGGCGAGCAGUUCCCGGAAAUGCUCGAAGGGUAUCCCGAGAUCAAAGCACAUUCCGAGAGAAUACACAGUCAUCCACUUCUUAAAAAUUGGAUCGAAACGCGUCCAAAGACAAAGUUUUGAUGUUUGUUCAGUUAUCAGCCUUACUUAAAGACAAUAUGUUUGUCCAUUUGGAUCAAAAACCCAAAUAAAUUUUCUGACUUG
Cylicocyclus nassatus is the source of this 763-nucleotide messenger RNA. The record is from the annotation of a GenBank genome assembly. NCBI's taxonomy places the organism in Eukaryota, Metazoa, Nematoda, Chromadorea, Rhabditida, Strongylidae.